UGGGGACUCGGUCUUUGUCUCUUCGUCUCAGGGAUUCUCUUCGUAUGUUUGUCUCUUGUCUUUCCCCGUGAUUUCUUCUUCUCUCCCUCUUUCUGCCUCUGUCGCUGCAUCUGUGUCUCACUGUCUCUGCCUCUCUCUUUCUCCUCUCUCUGCAUGUCUCUCUCCAGCAUGAUAGCUGGAUUUCACUCAGCAGGAAUGGUCAUGGAACUGUUGAUGUUUGCCUUGAUACUGGUGACCACAGCCUGGGCUGAGGACAAGGACAAGCUUGUGGGAGAGAAGGGCUACAACUGUAGAGUGGGAGAACAUCCCUACCAGGUUGCUCUCUUCUAUUCUGACCACCUGCUGUGUGGUGGAGUUCUCAUACACCCCCAGUGGGUUCUUAGUGCCGCUCACUGUCAAAAACCGACACUACAGGUCCUCUUGGGCAAACACAACAUUCAGCAGUGGGAGCGAAGUCAGCAGCUGAGCACAGUUGUCCAGGCUAUCCCACAUCCAGCUUAUAACAGAGUUCGACAUGAUAAUGACAUCAUGCUGUUGAAGCUCCCUCGGGCCAUGACUCUGUCUCCCCACAUCCAGCCUCUGGCUCUUCCUUGGGAAUCAGACUGCACAGACAAUUCCAACUCAACCUGCAUCAUCUCUGGCUGGGGCAAGACAGAUGCCCAGGGCCAUUACCCAGACGUACUCCAAUGUGCCUCCAUCCACCUGGUGCCUCACAAGACCUGCCAGCAGGCCUAUCCCAACCAGAUUACUGCCAACAUGGUGUGUGCAGGAGACAAGAGUGGAACAGACUCUUGCCAGGGUGAUUCCGGGGGACCCCUAGUGUGUCAGGGACGUCUUCGUGGUCUAGUGUCCUGGGGGGAGGUUCCCUGUGGCUCAGCCCAGAAACCAGGAGUCUACACUGACGUGUGCCGAUACUGUGACUGGAUCCAAAGAACAAUUCAACUCCUGCCCGAGGCGCCUCACCCUCCUGUUCGGAAUGCGACCGGGGGCAGGAGGCAGGGGGCGGUGGGGCGAGCCAGUUAUAAGCUGGGGAGGAGGCGAACCCAGAGCCAGAGGUUGAAGGACCGAAGGCCGGUGGGGAGCCUGGCAGAGCUUGGUGGCCGAGAGCCCGCCUCCCCGUCUCCCCUAAGGCCACCUGCAGGUGCAGUAAUGAUGCCUCCAGUAAAUUCCCCUUGGGCCUGGAUGCUGGCAUUCCUGAUGUCGGUUCUGACCAUGGGAGACCCAGGCCUGACAGGCCAGAAGAAUGGAGCUUGCCUGGGGAACCAGGCCUGCCAGGAGUAUAGGAACCACGAGCAAGCUGGGAGCCGCCAUCAGGUAGAGAGCCGCCAGGAUGGUAAUAAUCAAGAUACUGAGAAUCGCAUCUUAAAUGGCAAAGACUGUGAGCCUCGAACCCAACCCUGGCAGGCAGCUUUGUUUCUGAAGCCAGAGAGCCUCUUUUGUGGGGCAGUGCUGGUCCAUCCCCAGUGGGUGCUCACUGCCGCACAUUGCCAGAAACCAUCACAGUCCUACGUUGUUAUGCUGGGCCGGUAUCGUCUCCAUGGUUAUGAGGCAGACCAGAAGAUUCUCCUUGGUAUCCAGUCUUUCCCUCACCCCAACUAUACCCGGCCAGCUCACUCUAAUGAUCUCAUGCUAAUUAAAUUAAACCGAAAGGUCCUAGACACAAAAGGCAUCAAACCCAUCAACAUCACAACUCAGGCCCCAAUCACUGGGGCCCAGUGCCUCGUUUCAGGCUGGGGGACCACUAGCAGCCCUCACGUCCACUAUCCCCAGGUCCUACAGUGUCUUGACAUCAUGAUCCUGUCUCAGGAGGUCUGCCAGAAGGCCUAUCCUGGGGAGAUCAACUCUAGCAUGUUCUGUGCUGGAGAUGAAGACGGCAAGGACUCUUGCCAGGGUGACUCAGGGGGCCCUGUGGUCUGCAAUGGAAUGCUUCAGGGCCUGGUAUCCUGGGGGGAUGUUCCCUGUGGAAAGCCCCACAGGCCUGGAGUCUACACCAACCUCUACCCAUUCAACAAAUGGAUCAAAGACACCAUCAAAAACAACUGA
This is a messenger RNA of Phascolarctos cinereus (koala), 2043 nucleotides long. The record is from RefSeq and is a predicted model, not a curated record. NCBI's taxonomy places the organism in Eukaryota, Metazoa, Chordata, Mammalia, Diprotodontia, Phascolarctidae.